AUGGCACCAAUUUCAAGAAUCGACAAUGAAAUGACAUUCCAAAUCGCUGCACAAAAUCUACCCCCAGAACUAUUCCUCAUCGUACUACAGCAAUGGCUCGGUCAACAACGCAUCGGAAUUGACGGCUCCGCCCAUCCUCAUUACACACUGUCCUACACGAAUCCUGAAAACAUCGAUCCCUUCGCCACCAUCUCCAAGACCAGCAAUGCCCCAUCAUUCAUCUUCCAAGAAUACUUCCGGUCUCGGAUCCGCUCCUGGCUGACCGACGCCAAAGAGUUCUCCGACCCAACAACAUUCUACAUGAGCCAUCUCCUGAUGAGUUUGAAGAUGAAAGACCGCAUAGGCUGGUACUAUCUACCCAACCAGUCAUGGGAUGCCAUUUGCCAGGACCCGAAACUCUCCUUGUCGACAAAGUUUCCGGUAAUAAACGAUCACGGUGCGCAAUACGCUCGUAUGAAGCAUCUCUCAUCGCUCCACGGACUAGAGAAGAUCAAACUCGACUUCACGGCUGAACAAUACUUCGCCAUGUUCGACGUCGCGGUACCACCCUUCCACUACCGCGACGGUGCAGUUGCCGGCGAUAACUUAUACCGCGACGAAUUCUGCCAUGGCGCCGGCCAUUUUCUCUUGCACACGCAGGAACUUGAGAUCCAUUUCGGCGACGCAUACAAGCAGGCAAACCCCUGGUACGACGUCCAAGAAGCUGCUUGGUGCGAGACAAAUCCCUCUUGGAACUACGCUGAAGCAAGACUACGCCCGCACGUCUGCGAUAGUGGCUUGGUUAUCGACUGGAUCCUCGAGUAUGCUUGGUACAACGGGCAUCUUCAACAUAUUAAGAAGAUUACCCUGACUGGUGAUAUCCAGACGUGGGUGAGGGAGAAGUGGUAUGACAUCUUCAAGCGGCAUGCUAUGUACCUCGAGGAGUAUCCUGGACUGUACUACCGUAUUUUCGCUGUGUAUGAGCCUGAUCCUAUUGAUUUGGAAACUAUUGGUAUAGACGAGGAGGGCGAUGACGAGCAAGAUGAGGCAGAAACAUACAACCCUUUUGAAUUGAUCAGAAACAUGCGCUCUACACUCGUCACCACAGUGCUCGUCGGAGCAGGCGUAGUAUCAGCAAAAGGCCUCUUGGACCUCCCCACCGACAUAGCGAAUCUACUCACUUCGCUCGCCCCAGCACCCGCAAGCGACCCCCGAUGGACAAACUGGCAUCCCGCUUCCAGCGGUGAUGUACGCUCCCCCUGCCCCGGUCUGAACGCCCUAGCAAACCACGACUUCAUCCACCGCAACGGGCGCAACAUGACCAUCCCACACCUAAUCGCCGGCCUCGCCGCCGGCCUAAACAUGGGCGCAGACUUCACCACCGCCAUAGGAGCCGCGGGUCUACUCUCCUCUCCAAACCCGCUAGGCGGCUCCUUCGACCUCGACGACCUGUCUAUGCACAACUUCCCCAUCGAGCACGACGCCAGCAUGUCGCGCCAGGAUGCCUACUUCGCUAACCCGCAGCCCUUCCACAACCCCACGUGGCAGCAAUACAUAUCCCUCUUCAAUGGGAAGGAGCGUACGGAUAUCCCGACGGCGAGUAAGGCGAAGUACGCGCGCACGACGGAUAGUCAAAAGAGGAAUCCGGAGUUUGUGUAUGGAGCGAGAGAGGCGGUGUUGAGUUAUGGAGAGAAUGCUUUGUAUCUUUCCACAAUGGGAGACCCGGUUACGGGAAAAGCCAAGCUAGAGUAUGUGAGGAGUUUGUUUGAGAUGGAGAAGUUGCCGUUUGAGCUGGGGUGGAGGCCGAGUGUGCUGCCGACGACAUUGCCCAGUUUGGGGUUGAUGAUUGUGCAGUUGCAGUCGAGUUCGCCGGAGCCGUUGCUGGAGGGGGUUAAGAUUGUGGCGGAUUCGUACAAAGAUGUAUUCUUUGCUAUUGUUGGUGGGUCGAAUAUCUUGGGUAACCUCACUGGAGGUAUUAGUGAGGCGUUGGGAUUGUAG
This is a messenger RNA of Alternaria ethzedia, 1977 nucleotides long. RefSeq lists its product as uncharacterized. Gene Ontology annotation, molecular function: peroxidase activity. The coding region runs from base 1 to 1977 and encodes 658 amino acids. The transcript has 3 exons. NCBI's taxonomy places the organism in Eukaryota, Fungi, Ascomycota, Dothideomycetes, Pleosporales, Pleosporaceae. The record is from RefSeq and is a predicted model, not a curated record.